AUGACAACUAUUUUGCCUACUCAGCUUACGUAUCGAUCUUUUAACAAUUUAAGCCUGGUUUUGGGGCAUCCCACCUACCAAACUGUUAAAAAUUUCCAAGACGGUAAUAUCAAAACCUUUCAAUACAGCAAGGAUGGUAGAUAUAUUAGUUUGGCGUCACCAGAAAGCGUAAAGAUUAUAGACUCUAACAAUGCAGAGCCUCGUAGCGAAAUUGAAAAGAAAAAUAUUGUUGAAAUCGGAUUUUCUCCAAAAGGGACAUAUAUUUCCACGUGGGAAAGACCAGUUAAACUAUCUGAAAAUUUGGUACACAAGAAUUUAAUCAUAUGGGAAACAGCGACCGCGCAAAUGUUGAUUCAAUUUACACAAAAGAGUCAGGCAAAUUGGAAUGUUCAAUGGACUGAAGAUGAAUCGUUCUUUAGUCGUAUGGUUACUGGUGAAGUUCAUUUCUACGACAGCAAUCGUAUUGACAAAAUUCAUGCCAAACUACGGUUAGAAAACAUCGUAGAUUUUUCCCUGUCUCCCGGAAAAAAUCCAUCCAUAGCCGUAUUUAUCCCAGAAAAAAAUAGUGCUCCAGCAUCUGUUCGUAUUUAUUCGAUAACCAACUUUAAUUCUCCAUUGGCGCAAAAAACUUUUUUCAAAGCCGAUAAAGUUCGAAUGCACUGGAACGAUCUUGGUACGAACUUACUGGUUCUAACACAAACUGAGGUGGAUAAGACGAAUAAGUCUUAUUACGGAGAAAAGGAUGGUCCAAUACAUGACGUCACUUGGAGUCCAAACUCUAAAGAAUUUAUAGUGGUUUAUGGAUACAUGCCCGCCAACGCGACAUUAUUCGAUCAUCGCGCAAAUCCCAUACAUGAAUUCGGCGUCAAUCCUCUUUUCAAAAAUGUUGAAUUCUUAACAUCAGAAUUCAAUAAUAAUUUACUGAUAUUCAUAGCCGGGUUCGGAAAUCUCGCUGGAACAAUAGAUAUUUGGGAUCGUGAGAAUUUGAAAAAAAUAUCGACCAUAGAAGCUCCUAAUUCGUCUGAAUGUUUUUGGUCGCCUGAUGGACGUUAUAUAAUGACUGCGACUCUAAGUCCCCGUCUACGAGUUGAUAAUGGUUAUAAAAUUUGGCAUUAUACCGGUGUACUAGUACAUGAUGAGAGUAUUCAGGAAUUAUUACAGGUUCAAUGGAGGCCAGCUAGUGUAGAACUAUAUCCAAUGCGUACCUUAUCACCACCGCCUAAAGUUUCAGAAGAUUCUGCCGCAUUAGCUGCAAAACCUUCACCAGCUAAGAAAGUAGGCGCUUAUCGACCUCCACAUGCACGUGGUACAGCAACGCCAGAUAUGUUUAAGCGUGAAGACGAAGCAAGUAAGCGAUUGCACGUACAUGGUCAUGGAAAUAAACCGAUGCCAGUAGGAGCAUUUGAAGCCGCUGUCAAAAACAAAAAGAAGCGUGAAGCGGCAAAGAAAAAAAAGGAAGAAGCAAGUCUUGCUUCUGAAAAUAGUGGUGCAGCAUCACCGUUGCCACCAUCAUCAGCGCCAACUCAACAGGUUAUUAAUAAUGGUAUAAUAGAUGUUACUGAAACAGUCAAAGAACCUAUAGCAUCAAUUACAUCGACAAAUGGAAUAUCCCAGGGCGGAAGUUUAUUAUCAGAGACAGAUAAAAAGAUUCGAAAUUUAACAAAGAAGCUAAGGCAAAUUGCUGAACUUAAAGAAAGGCAACAAAAAGGUGAUAAAUUAGAACUGACACAG
Molecule: messenger RNA, 1731 nt
Organism: Dentiscutata heterogama
Lineage: Eukaryota; Fungi; Glomeromycota; Glomeromycetes; Diversisporales; Gigasporaceae
Source: the annotation of a GenBank genome assembly